Messenger RNA from Mesorhabditis belari, 2145 nucleotides. NCBI's taxonomy places the organism in Eukaryota, Metazoa, Nematoda, Chromadorea, Rhabditida, Rhabditidae. The record is from the annotation of a GenBank genome assembly.
AUGAAAUUCUUAUUGAUUGCAGGGUUAUUUCUUUUGAAAUGUUUAUUGAGUGAAGGUGCUCCUGUUACUUAUGAUUUGGAUGCAACGAAUCCGUCGUUUAUUUUGUAUGGACAGGAUUUGGAUGUGAAUACAACAGUCAUUGUCAAUUUGCCAACAAAUGGUAUCGUCCAAAUCAGCGGCCUUUUCCUUGAGCCCAACAAAACUUUCUUUUUGAUCACCUCAGCGAAUCUCGCUUUUAGUGCACUCGAUUUGCAACGUCAAGGUUAUUUACGAGUUCCUGGACCGGUUGGAUUGAAGUUGCUGGACAAUUCCACCAACAACUUCUACUUGUCGUUUGUGCUCUAUCCUGGAGAUGAUAAAGCUGAUUCAACUGGACUCAAUAACUAUCAAUUGUUCCUGUUCACUGGAGAAAGUGUCUCAAGAAAGAGUCUGGAGAAAAUUCCUCCAUUUUAUGUGAUUGAAGCGAGUCAAUCUUCGGCGGCGAUGAUCACAAUUAUCAAUCAAAAGUAUUCAAAAGACGCGUGUUAUGAUUUUGAUCUGCAACAAGUUCAAAUUAGAGACAACUGUGCAAUGACAUUGUAUGCUGGAGCGGCUCCCAGCUACAACCCGAAUCUCUAUACAAUCGACAGUGUCAGUCGCUCAAACUAUCUCUGGCCAACUCUUUCCGCUGCCUCGUACACAUUUUUUGUAAAUACCAGCUGUGCGGCCACUUUUUCCUUGAUCAACUAUGUCCCAGGCACUCGCAGCUUCACAUCAGCAACAGACACGCAGAGCUCUGUAGUCAGCUGUGACUAUCCGGGAUUGAAGUACAGUCGCAAAGAAGCCGUCAAACCGUUUCAGCUCACGUUUGAUACCACCGAUCCAAGCACUUAUUCGAUCCGAACAACUUACGUGCAAGUCAACGCUGGAACUGGCGGAUCUCUGGGGGUGCAGGUUCUCGAAAAAGGAAAUGUGACCAGCGAUUGGAAUAGCACCUCAACUUCCCCUGCUCCUCCCGAUGGAAUCGGGCAUAGUCUGAAGGUAAACUGGGUGCCUGGUGGUGAUGAGAGAAAAGGAUUUUUGUUGAAAUGGGCAUAUGAUAAACCGACGAUUUAUUACAUGUCUGCUGCUCAUGAUCCAGUCAUUUUCGAUUCACGGAAUGAUCCAUUUUCUAACAGAAUCGUCACCGGUUCAACUAUUCAAGUGAAUGUGAAGAUAAUCAAUUUCGUUCAAGAGAUCUAUUUCUACAAUGGAAAACAAAAUAUCAGUCUAUCCACAUUAACGAAAGGACCGCAAGUGUUCCAGGAUUCCGUCCAGAUCACACCGAACACCAUAAACUUGUCCCCGACUCAAUACAUCGCUGCUUUUACGAGUUACACGACUCAAUCCGAUUAUCCGGGUCUGACCGAUUAUACUCUGUUGAAUGUGGCUCAAAACGGAACAACCAAUAUCAUGAUUUCAUCAAAGAACAACACCCAAGCGCUCACUUUCACCAGAUUUUCCCUUGUCGCCAUGUUUCUUGGAAAUGUUACAGUGACUGGUGAUGACACCUGCAAUGUCGAGUUGUUCGUCUCGGGAAUCCCGCCACCAUCGAUCCGUGAUAGAAUGAAGCUCUUCAAUUUCAACCCAUCCUCGACAACUUCAAAAACAUUUAUCCGAUCAGCUAUCCGGUCUGCCUCGGCCACUCUCAUUGUGCCACCAAAUUGCGCCUUUUCAGCCGAUAUUGCUCAAAUGAGUGAUACAAUCGAAAACUUGUCCAUUGGUUCUGCCGGCUUCUUGAUGAGUCCCGAGUAUCCGGGAAUCUACGAGAACUCGCAAGGCUACAUUGGCCUCAGUCGUCAAAAUAGUGAAACUCAUUUCUGUAAUCCAAGUGCUAGUAUCGAGGGAAACAUCCUCAAUCCAAAUAUGGGUUUCUAUGCGAACACGAAAGGAGUUUUGAAUAUCACAAUUACGGGAACGAAAGGGGCAAAUUCGCUCAUUAUUGAUAGAGACUCUCCAUCAGGAGGUCAUUUGGUCGCCGAUGGAAACAUUUUGCAAGUCGAUUGGCACACUGUCACUGGUUCUCAAGGCUUCUUGCUUCAAUACAACAUUAAUGAGCCGAAGUCUGGAGCUUCUUCUUUGUUUGGUCUUGCUUCUCUUUUAUUGGCACUUGUUUAUUAUGCGUAU